This is a messenger RNA of Cladocopium goreaui, 315 nucleotides long. Lineage: Eukaryota; Dinophyceae; Suessiales; Symbiodiniaceae. The record is from the annotation of a GenBank genome assembly.
AGGCAUUUCCUCGCAGCUCCUGUUGGAUUGUUGUAGACUGCCAGUUGAGAUGGCCACCAAAAAGCAAUCCAAGGCUUCCAAGUCCCAAGACUCCAUCAAUGCGCGAUUGCAGCUGGUCAUGAAGAGUGGCAAGUACAGCUUGGGUCACAAGACAACUUUGAAGACUUUGAGGCAGGGCAAGUCCAAGUUGGUCUUGAUCUCCAACAACUGCCCGGCUUUGCGCAAGAGCGAGAUCGAGUACUAUGCCAUGUUGGCUUGGAGAAGAGUUUGCAGUCGGUGUGUGCGAAGGAGGUCUUGGACCAGAUGUGCUCUGUG